GUUCGACCAAUUUCGAAUUUUUCGAAAAUCUAAGAUCGAAGAAGAAGAAAAAAAAGUGUCAUCUGAUGAAUUUGUUUUGAUUUUUCUCGGGAGUGUGUAAAUAAAAUGUGUGAAAUCAUGGCUGAAAACAAACGAAAUCAAAAAUAUGAAUCAUCCGAUAUAUUCAUCAGUAAGCUGCUAAACGCCUUGGAGAAUGAUGAUGUUCUAUGGAACAUUAGGAAUCCUCUAUAUUCCAAUAGGGAUGUACGCCCAAAGAAAAUGCAGAAGCUUGCCCAAUCCCUUCAAACAUCACCUACAGUUAUCAAAAAUAAAAUAAAAUACCUUAAGGCAAAAUAUGCCGAGGAGAAAGCUUUUAUUUAUGGAAAGAAAAGCGGGUCUGCAGGAGGAGAGCCCGAAAAAGUGAAAUGGAAAUGGUUCGAGAGCUGCAAGUUCUUCGAUCCCGGAAUAUGCAUCAAUAAAUCUGCAGUGCAGUCCACUUUCCCACGGAAGAGAAGCCAAAAUGAAAGACAAAGUGAUGAAGCUCCUGAUUUUCCUGAGAAAAAGAAGAAAAAAGUUUCAAUUUCAAAAAAUGCGGUGAAAAAUAACAUUUUGGAGAAAUUUCUAACUCAAAACUUUAAAAACAGAGAUGUUCAAUACCUUGAGGAAGAUGAGGAUGAAGUGAUUCCGUAUUUAUUCAGUCAAAGUCAAAACAUAUCAUCCCCAAAGGAAAGUUUCUCUGCAAUGGAGUUUCAAGGAGUUUACUCCGGUAUUAACACACCACCUCAAAAUGCUCAGAAUGAUGUUGCAAGUCCACGAAGUGCUCUCUCAGAGAGAUCCAAAUCACCACAGAAUACUCAAGAUUCUGAUGAAAUUUUCGGAGGUACCUUAUCAGGAAGAUGGAAACGCCCAGUGCAUGAUCCACGAACUCAAGAAAGUCCCGAAGGUACCUUAUCAGGAAGAUGGAAACGCCCAGUGCAUGAUCCACGAACUCAAGAAAGUCCCGAAGGUACCUUAUCAGGAAGAUGGAAACGCCCAGUGCAUGAUCCACGAACUCAAGAAAGUCCCGAAGGUACCUUAUCAGGAAGAUGGAAACGCCCAGUGCAUGAUCCACGAACUCAAGAAAGUCCCGAAGGUACCUUUUCAGGAAGAUGGAAACGCCCAGUGCAUGAUCCACGAACUCAAGAAAGUCCCGAAGGUACCUUAUCAGGAAGAUGGAAACGCCCAGUGCAUGAUCCACGAACUCAAGAAAGAGAGCGAUUAUCACUAAUUGAAUCUUUAGCAUCUAUCUUGAAGAUCCAUUUGACAGCAUCGAAUAUGACAUCUGAUGAUUUGAUAACAUUUCACUCUGAUUUAAUUACUUUCAUUAAAUCAUAUAAGAAUUGA
Molecule: messenger RNA, 1362 nt
Organism: Lutzomyia longipalpis
Lineage: Eukaryota; Metazoa; Arthropoda; Insecta; Diptera; Psychodidae
Exons: 2
Coding region: 106-1362 (418 amino acids)
Source: RefSeq, a predicted model, not a curated record